AGUUUCUCAACACCAGCCAAAGCUGGAAUUUAGAACAGUUUUUUUAAGGAGUGGUUUGACGGUGAAGACCACUCCUCCUCAGGAGGGCAACUUGUAAUCAUAACUGAUCAAAAUAGUAGUCAGUCAUAUCCAAGCAUCACAAAAUGCAUCUCCUCCUGAUCUUUGGGAUUGUGCUUCUCCCUAAAGUAUACACUCUGAGAUGUUAUGAGUGUGUACCGGGAAUCUCCGGACAGUGCACAGACACGCCAAAGGAGUGCCCAUCACAGGGUUAUCACUGUGGUGCCCUAAGAGUCACUGCAUAUGCAGGGGGCUCAGAAAUCACCCACAGCAACGUGAAAUCUUGUAUUUUGCCUGAAUACUGUGUUGAGGGUUCAGUCAACUUUGGAGUCGCCAGAACGGUGAUUACCAGCAAGUGCUGCACCUCCGAGCUCUGCAACAAUCAACCAGCCCCUGGCCCCAGCAAAUCCAUUCCCAAUGGUAGAAAGUGUUUCCGCUGUGAUGGACAAAAGUGCACUACUACUCUGAACUGUGAGGGAAAUGAGGACCACUGCAUCUCAACAACAGUGACUGUAGAAGGUCAAAAGACGACCAUGAAGGGCUGUGCUUCCAAGCAGGUGUGCUCAAAGGACCAAAUUGCACAGGUACCCUCCCUUGGAUCCAUUGGAGCAGAAAUUAACUGCUGUCAGGGCAACUACUGCAACAGCGCCAGCAGCACAACUGCUGGCCUUCUGCUCCUGGUGGCACCGCUGAUCUCUUUGGUCAUGUUCUUUUAACUGAUGAAUACAACAGUAUCACUUCUCAGUUUUUCUUCUCAUCUUUGCAUCUUAGCUUCAUUGCGUUCACACCCCCUUUGCUUAUCCUUUCAUUUGAUAAAGUAAUGACUAUGAGUUAUUAUUCCGACUGUUAUUCUUAGCCUGAAAGCUAUGUCAACCAAUUUUAAUUAGACAUAUAUAAAACAUUUUACGCUAUUAAUAAAAAAUCUGAAUAAACACAUUUUUGCUGUGU
Molecule: messenger RNA, 1005 nt
Organism: Toxotes jaculatrix (banded archerfish)
Lineage: Eukaryota; Metazoa; Chordata; Actinopteri; Toxotidae
Product: urokinase plasminogen activator surface receptor-like
Exons: 5
Coding region: 144-773 (209 amino acids)
Source: RefSeq, a predicted model, not a curated record